Magallana angulata is the source of this 605-nucleotide messenger RNA. RefSeq lists its product as uncharacterized. The transcript has 4 exons. Lineage: Eukaryota; Metazoa; Mollusca; Bivalvia; Ostreida; Ostreidae. The record is from RefSeq and is a predicted model, not a curated record. The coding region runs from base 35 to 562 and encodes 175 amino acids.
GUUUUGUCUGUUAGUGAGCCUCUUACUGGCAAUCAUGGCGCAAGGAACCAUCUCCCUCGCAAUCCUUAUCCUUGGAUCAUGUUAUCUUUUGUCAUCCCAUUUAAUACAAAAUCCAUUCUCAUUACAAGAACAGGCAAUUCUAGCCAACGCUAAAUUAAGUGACCUUCCCUUUCGAAUGCAGGUUGCAUUGAGAAGAAGACCAAAAACAGGAGAUAACUCUCAUUUUUGCUGUUCCACUGACACAAGCAGCCCCAUUGGUUACAAAACCGUUUCGAAGGUAGUCAGCGAGAUUGUUAAGGUCGGUGUCCAGGUCCAGGUGGGAGAGAAUUCCUGUGGGUUCCUUAACACCGGAAAGUGUCACCAGAAUGAAUUAAGAUACCAAGAAAAGCUUAUCACUCAUCUUACCUACGAGGAAAUGCCUCUGAUCCAACAGUGUCCCAAUACCAACAUCGUGUGCUGCAACCAUUACAUCAACGUCACUGGAACCUGCAUGCUUAUUGCUGAGGCUGCCAACUACAAACAAGAUCUGAUAGACCUUCUGCAGGCCGGUCUCCUGGGAUAGAUAAUUUGAUUUUUGUCGUUUAAGAAUAAAUCAUUUGUUAUUU